This is a messenger RNA of Talaromyces marneffei, 330 nucleotides long. RefSeq lists its product as uncharacterized. Gene Ontology annotation, biological process: mRNA splicing, via spliceosome. The transcript has a single exon. Gene Ontology annotation, cellular component: U2 snRNP; catalytic step 2 spliceosome; precatalytic spliceosome. Bases 1 to 330 code for a protein of 109 amino acids. The record is from RefSeq and is a predicted model, not a curated record. NCBI's taxonomy places the organism in Eukaryota, Fungi, Ascomycota, Eurotiomycetes, Eurotiales, Trichocomaceae.
AUGUCUCGCCACCACCCCGAUCUCGUCAUGUGCCGCAAACAACCCGGCAUCUCCAUCGGCCGCCUCUGCGACAAAUGCGAUGGCAAAUGCCCCGUCUGCGACUCCUACGUUCGCCCAACAACCCUCGUGCGCGUCUGCGACGAGUGCUCUUUCGGAAACUACCAGAACAAAUGUAUCGUCUGUGGUGGAGAGGGGAUCAGCGACGCCUUUUAUUGCUUUGAGUGUACGCGUCUAGAGAAGGAUCGCGAUGGCUGUCCGAAGAUUAUCAACCUUGGUAGUUCGAGGACGGAUUUGUUUUACCAGAAGAAGAAUUUUCGGAAUCAGUAUUAG